Molecule: messenger RNA, 2696 nt
Organism: Dermacentor andersoni
Lineage: Eukaryota; Metazoa; Arthropoda; Arachnida; Ixodida; Ixodidae
Product: DENN domain-containing protein 2D-like
Source: RefSeq, a predicted model, not a curated record
UUUGGUCAUCUCCCGAGCGGAGCUGUGAAACUGAAGUAAGAACGUUGGUUUGGCCGUCUGUGGUUUGGCACCUACAAAACAGAACGCUUUCCUUACAUGGCAUUGUUUUUGUUCGGUUAUAGUUGGGUACAGUGAGCGUGUAUGCGUGCGUGCUAGGUUUCCCAGUUGGCGUCGGUGACAGCGCGGCAUGAGUGCUCGACGGGGAGCGCCUUCCGAGCCGGUUGCGACACCGAGGCGACCGCAGCGUGUGAAACGCUCCACGCCGGUGCUGACGUCGCGCGCCGACCCAGUGGUGCAGAAGCUGCGCGCCAGGUUCGAGCCGCAGCUGCUGGACGCUGCCUCGAACCGCCUCGGGAGGAAGCAACCGACGGGAAGCGACGACGGCUCUGAAUCCGGAGGCGCGGUUUGUGACAAGCGAGCGUCGGUUCUUCAGCGGGCCCGCCAGUACGACGCUUUGAGCACGUCGCGCCCGCCGAGAACGUCCAUGCAGCAGCCGUCCGCGCCGAUCAAGCCUCCGCGGACGUUCGCUCACGAUAUCUACACCGAGAUGAAGCAGCGCGUGUGGCCGAACGCCAGCAGGCGCGGCACGGCGCUCUCGGCCGACGACUCGGUGGUCGCCCACGACUACGACGAGGUGUACGUCAGCGAUGGGAUGCGGCGCAGUCUAAGCGACGAGCACAUCUAUGCCGAACCCGGUGCGAGUCGCAGCUGCGCAAAGCCUCGGGAGCUCCACUACAUGAGCUCUCCAAUAUCCGGUAUCAUUGAAGCUGGAGCACUUUCACCAGGAACUCGACGGGGUGUCACAUCACAGAUCAGAGAUGCCAUCCGGCAGUCCUUCACACUGGCCCGGCAGCAGCUGUCCCAGAAGCACAGGCGAGACGGUGCUGAUGGCGAGACACAACAGGCGGACAGCAGCAGCGAGGUGUCCAUCAAGGACGUCCAGAAGAGGCUGGUUUAUGUCAGGUCCAUCAAAAGGGCAUACACGUACAGUGCGUCGUGCGACAGCUGUGGCGAUGGGGCAGAGAAGCUCUUUGAGUUUGUGCUGCUGAUCGGCUACCGGUGCAUCGACCCCAGCAUGUCACCCCAGCCUGAUGUGCUGCACCGCUAUCCCAAGGAGACAGACUGUCCUGGCUAUGACCCUGUGGUGAUUGCCCAUCUCUGUAUGCCGCAAGAGUUUGGCUCUCAACAUGCUGCCUCACCUGAAAGGUGCCUGUUCUUCUUUACACUAGUCCGGGAGAAUGGCGAGAAGACCUUUUUCCACUGCUUGCAGACACACAAGGGGAUGACAAGAGGAGGAGCCCCUAUGGCGUGCCCAGGGACCCCCGUUGUGCUGUGCCUAGCCACCAGAGCAUCUGCUCCAGCCUUCUACCACAAGCUGCUGGCCGACCUGGAGGUGCCCCUGCAGCGUCUGCCUGAGCCAGGCUGGACUGAGCUGCUGGCCUCACUUGCCCAGCAGAGCCUGCCCCUGCCUGGGUGCAGGCUAGUGCGCUUCUCCCUGGGACAAGAAGGUGUCACCACUGCCCGGCCUCUUGAUGACAAAUUCGACUGGGCACGACUGACACCCCUGCUUGCAAUGCUGGAGCCGCUCGUGCUAAUGCGGAUUGUCUCAUCGCUCAUCCUGGAGAGGAGGAUCAUUCUGGUCUCGGAGGACAGCAGGCUGGUGCGAGGCUGGCUCGAGUCCCUGGAAUGCCUGACGUACCCUUUCCGGUGGCCGCACGUACGAGUGCCCCUGGUGCCCAAGAGCCUGCUGGCCCUGUGCUCUUCAGCCGAGCCAUACCUGCUCGGGGUGCAUGCCGACCUAGCCCACACUGCGCUUGAGCUGCUCUCGGGACCGGUGCUGGUGGUGGAUGUUGAUCGGGGCACCUUGCUGUGUGAGGACGAGGACAACCGAGAUGUGGUGCCCAAGAAGCUGCGGCACUCUCUUUGCACUGCACUCAGCCUGGCCAAGAACAUGACUGAUCCGACGGGCUGUGUGCGAGACAUGAUGAUCACAGAGGCCUUCAUUCGUCUGUUUGUUGAGCUGGUGGGACAUUGUGACCAGCACAUCACCCUGUCAGAUGACCUCAAGGAAUCUACUUUUCAAGGUUGUUCGAGCAGCGGGCAGGUGAAUACUUGCUGGACCUUGAGCAUACAAGCCAUGGCCUGCGGGAGCUUGGCAAGAAGGUCAAAACAAUUGGAAAAGUUGCAUCCAGCCAGUUUCGUGCUCGGCUGCUGCUGUGUGCGGGUGCCCCAUCUUGCUGAUACUACAGAAGUGAAAGACGUGACAGUGGGACUUCGCUCCUUCAAGGAUUUUGUUCACGUAAUGCUAUCCAGUCAGUGUGUGAUCCAAGAUGAGACCGAUUAUAGCACCGGCGUAAAUUCCAAACAGCACAUUGAGCGACCACUGGCACUGGUGCCGAUUGCACCUUACCCAAUGUAGAUUGGAGUACCUCUAAUAGUGUGCAUUAUGCAAAUUUACCUAGGUGUUUCUGCGAAAAUUGGCUUCAUCUUUUCCGAAGCUUUCCGCAUUCAUAUUAGUGGCGAAGCAUGUGUAAGCCUUCCCUCUAUUUCGCUCCUUCCGAAGGAGAUUGCCUUCCUAUCGCAUUAAUUGCAAUCGCCCCUGCACAUGCACAAUUCUUUUGAUUCUUUGGUUUGAGAUAGCGGCGGAGUAUAUACAUGCUGACUGAAAGAAUAAAGCCACUUUGGUUGUUAGUCAG